AGUAAAAACAUGGCUCUCCUGCGAAGCUCGACUGUGCUGUUGUUUUUGGCAGUCUCCAUGUCAGAGACAUUUGCAGAGAGGAUCAUUGGGGGACAAGAGGUUCAGCCCUACUCUAUCAAAUACCAGGCCUCCUUGACGUCCAGGGAUGGACAACAUUACUGCGGAGGAACCCUGGUGCACCCUCAAUGGGUGGUCUCGGCUGCCCACUGCUGGAAACCGAGCAGUCAGAUGAAGGUGGUGCUGAGUGAACACAACCUGAUGGUGAAAGAAGGAUUUGAACAGGUCUUUGAUGUCUUACGGUUACAUUUCAGCAACUAUAACUACAAGACAUUCAACAACGACAUCAUGCUCAUCAAGCUGGAUAGACCAGCACAGCUGAAUGCCAAUGUCCAGCCAGCUGAACUGCCAGAUGUGAACAGUCGUCUAGGUCCCAAUGACAUCUGCACAGUCAGCGGCUGGGGUGUGAUACAGAUUUACAGUUACUACCUGUCACCUGUGCUACAUUCUGUGGACGUGCAACUAAUGCCUUUAUGCUAUUAUUAUUACUGGGGGAUGAUCACUCCAAACAUGAUAUGUGCUGGAUCUCGGAUGGGGGGCAAAGAUUCCUGCCAGGGUGACUCUGGUGGUCCCCUUAUUUGCAAUGGCAAAUUUGAGGGCAUUGUCUCCUGGGGUAUCAGCUGCGCACAUCCAUACUUCCCUGGAGUCUACACCAAAGUGAGGAACUACGUCAGUUGGAUCGACAGGAUUAUCAAACAAUUUUAA
Messenger RNA from Pseudoliparis swirei, 762 nucleotides. RefSeq names its product trypsin-3. The record is from RefSeq and is a predicted model, not a curated record. The coding region runs from base 10 to 762 and encodes 250 amino acids. Gene Ontology annotation, molecular function: serine-type endopeptidase activity. NCBI's taxonomy places the organism in Eukaryota, Metazoa, Chordata, Actinopteri, Perciformes, Liparidae. Gene Ontology annotation, biological process: proteolysis. The transcript has 5 exons.